This is a messenger RNA of Arachis duranensis, 830 nucleotides long. RefSeq lists its product as uncharacterized. NCBI's taxonomy places the organism in Eukaryota, Viridiplantae, Streptophyta, Magnoliopsida, Fabales, Fabaceae. The record is from RefSeq and is a predicted model, not a curated record. The transcript has a single exon. The coding region runs from base 54 to 701 and encodes 215 amino acids.
CAUCAUAAUUAACAUACAUCAUUGCUUCAAUUUCUUGCUUAUUCCAAAUACAGAUGGGAACAGCAGGUGAUGCACACGCAGAUAAAGGAUGUGCCAAGUUUCUUAAGCUUAAUAGAGUGCAGUCACUAGCUUAUCAGGACAAAAGCAAAUGGUUUCAAGAUAUGAGACAGAGCCUCAGUCUGACGGCUUCCAUAAUAGCAACCAUCACCUUUCAAUCCGCCAUCAACCCGCCCGGGGGUGUCGUGCCAGCACCGGACGGUGAGACGCCAAUCUGUUUUGCAUCUAAUCAAACAAACAUACAAAUUUGCCCCGGGGAAUCUGUUGUAGCCCUGAUGAAAAAAAAAUAUUACUUAGGGUUCUUGAUAUGCAACACCAUAUGUUUCAUAUCGUCACUAAGUGUUUGUCUCUUACUGGUGAGUGGCCUCUCUCUGGACAAUACAUCGGUGACGUGGUUCUUGUUGAUUGGCAUGUGUAUCACUAUCACAAGCCUUGUUGUUACUUACUUGUUUGGAGCCAUGAUGGUUACUCCUGAAAUUAUUAAAAAUGUUGGGAGUGCUUUCGCGGUUAUUAUGAUUGUGUGGGCUGCGGUGUUCGCGCUAGUUAGUUUCCUCCUCAUAUUACGCUUUGUUUCUAGUAAGAACGAGAAAGUGAAGAAACACAAAGAGCAAGAAACUCAAGAACAAGAAUUAGCUAGAGUGUGAAGAGUUCCAUCGGUGACCCGUAAAGCUGUUAUUUUUAGUAAUCGAUCACUUGAUAUGUGUAAAAUAAUAGAUCUGGUAUGUACUUUGUUCAAGGCUUCUUAAAUUUAAUGGUCUUUCUUGUGAUGGAAA